UGCGAGCCACUGCUGGCUGAGCCCUGCCGGCAUCCGCUGCGCCGGCAUGUCCGCCUCGCCGCCUGCGACGCCGCCGCCCGAGCUGCCGGCCCCGCUCGCCGGGCUCGGCUUUGCGCAGCAUGUCAUCCCGCCCUCGCCGCUCGCAGCGCGCAGCGCCGCUGAGACGUUGCCGCCAGAGCGCAACUCAGCUGCAGCAGCGCCGCCCGAGCUGGGCCAGCCCGAGCCUGCUGCUGCGGCAUCCUCCACCUCGGCGGCCCGGCUCGCGCCCGCUGCCGAGAUCCUCUCGCCGCCCGCUCCGCCGCCGCUCUCGCGCUUCUCGAGCAGCUACAGCAGCUACUCGGCGCUCUCUGCCGGCUCGACGUCUGCCGCCGCGGCUGCGCCCGUCAUCCUCGGCCUAGCCGUCGUCGACUUCAACCACCUCGUCGGCCCGCAGGUCGAGUUCACCGUGCCCGAAGCCCUGGCGCAGGACGCCGACAUUCUCGCCUCGCUGCCGUUCCUCGCGCUGCCGGACGGCUCGCAUCUGUCCGACGAGGACUUCUGCCACUUCCACCUGCUCGCGCCCGCACUGCAUCCGCACACGGUGUUCGGCAUCAGCUGCAAUCGCCAGAUAGCCAGCAGUCUGCUGACGCAUAAGGGCAAGGAAGUGACGCGCGGGACGGUGCAGAAGGCCGUCGUCGUGCUGGCGCGUGAGCCAAUCUUCGGGCCGAUUCGCGAGAAGCUGGGCAUCGUGACGCGCGCCUUCUUCGCGCAGGGCGACCUCUCCGACAAGCACAUCCUCGAGGACUUCUGGGGCACGCUCGAGGAAGGGCUUGGCGCCUGGCGCCGCUCGCCGCUGCUCGCCGGCGGCAGCGACAGUGGUGCGCCCGAAGACGCAGGCGAGCGCGAGCGCGAGAAGGAGCGCGAGGCGGAGUGGGAGGGCAACAUGUACAUGGGCACGAGUCUGCGGGAGCUCGUAUACAAGUGGCGCUUCAAGACGCUCAUGCUGCUCAAGCUGCUGCUCUUGCAGCGCAAGAUCAUGUUCUUCGGCUAUCCGGUCGAGCGGCUCUGCACGUAUCAGUAUAGCCUUGUGUCGAUGGUGCCGAACCUGCUCCUCAGCCUUGCCGACGCCGGCUCGCCGCUGCUCGACUCGAGCAACGGGCGCCGGAACAAGGCCGAGAGCCUCAAGACGUCGGACAAGAAGAGCAUGCUGCGAUUCAUGGGCCUGCCGCUGGAUCUGUUCGGCAAGGGCGCAUUCUUCCAGCCGUACCUGCCACUGCAGCAGAUCGACCUGGCCAGCAGCGCCAAGAGCUUCCUGGUCGGCACGACGAACAGCAUCUUCAAGCAGCAAAAGGAGUGUGGCACGGACGUCAUCGUCGAUCUCGAACACACAUCGCUCGAGUUCGUCGGCGCAGAUCCGAGGCUGCAGGCGGCGAUCAACCUCACGCCUGCCGACCGCAAGUGGAUGGACGAGCUGGUAAACGUCGUGACAGACACAUGGAACGUCGACGAUCCGACACGGCCCUCCACCAUGCAAUACCUCGGCAGCGACGACUACCUCAGGUCAAAGUUCGAGGACUACAUCUGCUCCUUGCUCUCCACGGUCAAGUACACCGACUUCCUGACCAAGGGCGAGAAGAGCGACCUGUCCAUCUAUGCACCUGAUGCUGCAGCGGCUGCGGCCUUCGGUACCGAGUUCAUCGCUGCCUUCAAGCGCACAGCUGCGUACGAGAUCUGGGACGACGCGACAGAUCCGAUGGUCUUCGAUCUCUUCGAGCACAAGCACCCGUGCGAGGGCAAGGUCUCUGCGCUCGAAGACGUCGGACUGCGCGUUACUGCGGGCUUGCACGACCUGCAUCUCGAGGAGCAGCUGGCGCCCACUCGCGAAGCCAUCGGCGCCGCCAUCACGAGCGGCUCGGCGACGGCGUGGAAGUUCGCCAACAAGCUCGGCAGCGACCUGGCACGCAUCCGCCGGGAACAGCUGGCCAAGGCCGAGGCGGCCGCCGCUGCCAAGGCCGCGAAUGCCGGGCCCACAAACGGAUCGAGCGAGGCUGGAUCUGAGAGAGGCUCGCCGGACGGGACGACUCCACGCACCAGCCAAUCUGCCUCGUCGGGUCCGGCCGCAGCAGACUUGCAAGCGCAGGCCACUGCUGCUGCUGCACAAGCGAGCACGCAAGUUCGCGCAGCGUUCGGCUCUUUUGGCUCCUUUCUAGCAUCGAAGCGCACAGCAUGGAGCGCCGCUGCCUCGCCGGCUGCAGCACCAGCCGCGGCCGCUGCUCCCGUCGAGCCUGCCACAUCGCUGGCGACGGCGCGCACGCUGCGCUCAGGGCCGAUGGCUCGGCGGGUCUCGGGCCAGGACUCGCCUGCUGCCUCACCGAGCGGUGCCAGCGGCGCCACCCUCGUCGCCGGCCGCCGCACGCCGCGCUCUAGCAGCUCGGCACUGCCUGGCGCCCGCAUGUCGCUUCUGAUCAACGACCCAGACUCGCCAGCGGCAAGACGCGACGCCGCCAAGGCCGCUGCGGCUCUGCAGGCUGUGGCCAACGGCGGCGUCGCGGCACCGUCCAGUCCGAUGCUCGCCGGGUCCUCAUCGCCGAAUAUGCGUCCGUCGUCGGGCGUCUUUCUGCCUUCGUCGCCAGCACUCAGGCCGGGCACUCUGUCAAGCUCGCCUGGCAGAUCUGCGCGAUCACCAUCGCCGGGCCUCGGAGCGGAGCUGCCCUCGUAUCCUCCGCAGCCGGCUUCGCCUCGCAGCCCGCGCGAAGGAUGGAGUGCGCCGCCGUCGCCAAGCAUUCCGGAGGAGAAGGAGCAUCAAUAGAGCAGGUGCCGUCCGGACUGCAGCGCAUCGUGUCAGCCCUCCAGCGACAGCCACGUCGCGGCCGACCUGCUGUCUGCUGUCCGGCGCAUAGGAGCAAGCGGUCACAUCGGGAGCCGCACGUCACGCAUCUAUGCAUUCCGCACGCUCUCCGUCUAAUCAUCCAGUGCCGCCUCGAGCAGACUUGCGAACGUCGCCGGCAGCUCGCGCAGAUCCGUCACGCUGUAGCCGACGCCGGGCAUCUGCGGCGCCGCCUGGCGGCCCUCGCGCGUGUCGAGGAAGAUGAUGCUGCCCUUGACCUUGUCAGAGCUGCGCAGCGCGCGCGACAGCUCGUCGGUCGUGAUGCCGUAGCGUCCGAGGUUGGCGU
This is a messenger RNA of Tilletiopsis washingtonensis, 3152 nucleotides long. RefSeq lists its product as hypothetical. NCBI's taxonomy places the organism in Eukaryota, Fungi, Basidiomycota, Exobasidiomycetes, Entylomatales. The coding region runs from base 47 to 2788 and encodes 913 amino acids. The record is from RefSeq and is a predicted model, not a curated record. The transcript has 10 exons. Gene Ontology annotation, cellular component: cytoplasm.